GUUGUGUGGUCGCUCGGCGGAAGUGAGGUGCGGUGCUGGGUGUCAGUAGCCGGGAGAAUGGCUGUGAGUGGUCGGAGGAAGCUUCUGCAGCUGGUGACCCGGUUUGGGGUGCUGCUGCUCACCCGGUGCCCCUUCUGGUUUUGCUUCAGUCAACUUAUGUUAUAUGCAGAGAGGGCAGAAGCCAAGAGGAAACCAGACAUCCCGGUGCCUUUGCUGUACUUUGACCUGGGCGUGGCUGUGCUUUGCGCCAGUUUCAUGUCCUUUGGGGUAAAGCGGCGUUGGUUUGCACUGGGUUCUGCCCUGCAGCUGGCUGUUAGCACCUACAUAGCUCACAUUGGGGGACAUGUCCACUACGGUGACUGGCUGAAGGUUCGCAUGUAUUCUCGGACUAUCGCCGUUAUUGGAGGAUUCCUAAUCCUGGCCAGCGGUGCUGGUGAGAUUUACAGGCAGAAGCCUCGAAGCCGCUCUCUGCAGUCCACUGGUCAGGUCUUUCUGGGCAUCUACCUCAUCUGUCUGGCCUACACCCUACAGCACAGUAAGGAGGACCGUGAGUCACAUUUGGACUUCCUUCCAGGAGGAGAACCAGCCCUGCAGAUCCUGUUUGUCCUGUACGGCAUGUUGGCUUUAUCUUUUCUAUCCGGCUACUAUGUUCGGUUCACAGCCCAAGUCCUUGCUGUCCUCCUUCCCUUUUCCCUACUCCUUGUAGAUGGAAACCUAGGCUACUGGCACAAUAACCGUCGGGUGGAGUUCUGGAAUCAGAUGCGAAUGAUCGGACAGAACGUUGGCAUUUUUGGGGCAGCAGUGAUACUAGCCACCGAUGGCUGAUCAGGACUACGCUGUACUUAUGGGCUUUGAGUCUUUGGUCCUUCCAACCAACAGUAAUUCCCAGACCUAUAUGUUUACCCUCCUGAUAUAGUUUACAGCUACCACCACUGUGCCCAGCAUGGCUUCUUGGACACCAUGGCAUACCCAUGCAUCACUUACAGGAAGUCUCUGUGGACAUGGAUAUAAGGACAAUCCAGUGGCAACUUGCAUAGCUUUACAAUGCUAGAGUUUCCAUCAUCGAGACCGAUCUUUCAUUGAAGCCUGUAUAUAUGACUGGAUCACUGACGCUUAUAAUCUUACCAUACUUAGGACAUGACCAUUCUGAAAGGUAAACUCUCUCUUCUCUGACCAUAGAAACACAAGAAAAUGCCACUAAAGGAGAAAAUGUGAUGGCUGGACCCUGGGUUCAUGUCGCUCUUCUUAGCUGGGGCUGAUCAUGCAUGCAGCAUAUUGAAGGGAUCAAGCAAGCAUGUGACCUCAUGGGAAUAGGACAGACAUUGACCUACAGGGUAGCUAUCUAUAGGUGACACUAGUUAUUAGCGUGCCUAACAAUAGUUUAUUGGACACAUGUUGUGGCAUCCUUCCAUUGUAAGACUCUCAGCUCCAGUUGGAUCUCUGCAAGAAAAUCAACCCCAAACCCCCCCCAAGAUCUGGGAAUAGACAAAGUCUAAGAUUAUUGGCGUAAGUAUCUGAUUACCCUCCCAUCUUCCCUUUCACACUACAGAAUUUCUGGAAUUUUUCACAGAAAAUUCUGCUGCAUAAAUUCUAAUUUCGGACUCCACUGAAAGAACGAAUGUUUAUUCUUUUAGUGGAAUCUGCUCUGAUAUGCAUUGCCGUCAAUGAUGGAGUAUGUCCAAGCACUCCUAGCACCAACACUCGGCACCUGCUAUGAUCUGAAUGUUCGCUCCGAAUUAACCUGGCCUUCCGUCACCCUAUGCAUUGACACAAUAUCUUCGGGUACAGUGCACCAAAAAAAUAAAAUAUUCUCUGGCCAGACUUUCCGUAGUGUGAAUGCGCUCUUAUUGUGGGAAAACCACAGCUUAUUUAUCUACGUUUUUAAAAUUCAUGUACACCAAAAGCAGAAUAUGUUUGUAAAUACAUUAUAUCACUUUGUACUGUUUGUUACAAUGUAAUAGUAUUAUACUCUAGUGAUUGUACUCGCUAUUUUCCUUGAGGAGUUACAGUGUACAUAUGAUAUAUAUUACUUAUCCUGUACUGAUCCUGAGUUACAUCCUAGCGGAUACUCUAGAGCCGUACUCACUAUUCUGCUGGUGGGGUCACUGUGUACAUACAUUACAUUACUUAUCCUGUACUGAUCCUGAGUUAUAUCCUGUAUUAUACUCCAGAGCUGUACUCACUAUUCUGCUGGUGAGGUCACUGUGUACAUACAUUACAUUACUUAUCCUGUACUGAUCCUGAGUUAUAUGCUGUAUUAUAUUCCAGAGCUGUACUAACUAUUCUGCUGGUGAGAUCACUGUGUAUAUACAUUACAUUACUUAUCCUGUACUGAUCCUGAGUUAUAGCCUGUAUUCUACUCCAGAGCUGCACUCACUAUUCUGCUGGUGGAAUUACUGUAUACACACAAAGAUAUCCAAGGCCACAGCACCAGU
Hyla sarda is the source of this 2435-nucleotide messenger RNA. It is a transcript of the gene TMEM101, whose product is annotated as transmembrane protein 101. Lineage: Eukaryota; Metazoa; Chordata; Amphibia; Anura; Hylidae. The record is from RefSeq and is a predicted model, not a curated record. The transcript has 4 exons. Gene Ontology annotation, biological process: positive regulation of canonical NF-kappaB signal transduction. The coding region runs from base 58 to 825 and encodes 255 amino acids.